This is a messenger RNA of Effrenium voratum, 1188 nucleotides long. The record is from the annotation of a GenBank genome assembly. NCBI's taxonomy places the organism in Eukaryota, Dinophyceae, Suessiales, Symbiodiniaceae.
AUGACAGGCAGCAGCUGGAGGCUUCGCUCUCGCUCCCGCUCCCCUCGACAGGGCUCUCGGGCUGCUGCGGAGGACAGGAAGACCAAGUGCCGAUUCUGCGAGACCUACACCUUCUGCGAGUUCGGGCGGGAUGAGGAGUACUGCAGCAGCAACUGCUACAUGGAUGCCAGCAAGGGUGUGGAGGCACUUGACUGGGACACCUCCGAAGCGGCCUCCUGGUUCCAUGGCGAGGGCCUGGACCGCUGGAAGCGGCAGCUGGUCACCGCCUUCCGAGACGGCCACGCGCUGCUCGUUACGCUGAACGAAGGUGUGCUCCGAAGAGUUGGCGUGCCCAAGAGGAAGGCCAAGGAGGUCAUGCAUGAUGUCGAGAAUCUGCGCAAGGGCGCCUGGGCUCAGCCUGAGCCACCUCUGGAGGAGCUGCCCCUGGUCACCGUGGCAGAGACAGGUGCACGAGCCCGCCCUAGCCUAGGGUGGCAGCUCGUGCUCAAGGACGACAGCCUCAGGUCCUACGCGUCCCUGUGCCGUGGAGCCGUGCCGCAGGACCUCGCUUGGAGCUGGUUCGAGACUCUUCGUACACGGCUUCCUUGGCAGGACUUGUCCGACUCGCGCUACCAGAACGAGGGCAAGUAUAUGCCGCGCCGUACGAUCUUUACUGUAUUCAAUGGCUGCAACUGCACGUAUAAGUACUCAGGCGUGGCCGUGAAGCCCACCACCGAGCCAGACUUUGUGGCUGAGAUUCGCAAGUACUGUGUGGCAGCUUCUGGACUGUCAACGCAGCCCAACUGCUGCAACAUCAACCUCUACCGCGAUGGUCAUGACUCCGUUGGUUGGCACACAGAUGACGAGGAGCUUUUCGAGGGAGGCUACAACGACAUCACCAUCCUUAGCCUUUCCUUGGGGGCUGCACGCACCUUCGAGGUGAAGCACCAGCCUUGCGCCCUGAACGGCCCUCGCAAGAGCCACAAGGGCCCUGCCGAGACAUCCUUCGUGUGCAGGAACGGGGACCUGUGCACCAUGGAGGGGAAGUUCCAGCGCCACUACCUGCAUGCUGUGCCCAAGGAGCCAUCGGUGAAAGCGCCGAGGAUCAACUUGACCUGGAGAUGGAUCACCAAGCACAACCAGGUGGAUGGAUGCCCGCUCUGCGGGCCCGGCAACUCCCGCACUCCAUUGACACCUUCCUUGUGCUAA